Olea europaea var. sylvestris is the source of this 1032-nucleotide messenger RNA. RefSeq names its product protein POLLENLESS 3-LIKE 2-like. Lineage: Eukaryota; Viridiplantae; Streptophyta; Magnoliopsida; Lamiales; Oleaceae. The record is from RefSeq and is a predicted model, not a curated record. The transcript has a single exon. Gene Ontology annotation, molecular function: protein binding. The annotation marks the transcript as partial.
UUUUUUUUUUUGGGUAUUUUGAAGGGGAAUUUAGGAUGGGCAUUGAUGCAGCAAAACAAUUACAUUGAAGCAGAGGAUGCUUACAGGAGGGCCCUAUUGAUUGCACCAGACAAUAACAAAAUGUGCAAUCUGGGCAUUUGUUUGAUGAAACAGGGGAGAAUAGAGGAGGCGAAAGAGACUCUUAGAAGAGUGAAACCAGCAAUGGCUGAUGGCCCUAGAGGUGUAGAUUCCCAUCUCAAGGCCUAUGAGAGAGCACAGCAAAUGCUUCGAGAUCUUGAAUCUGAAUUAAUAAAUAAGGGCGGGGAUAGGGUCGAACAGUCUAAACUUUUUGAUGCAUUUCUGGGCUCUUCUGCAAUCUGGCAGCCUCAGCCUUGCAAGGAGCCUAUCAGAAAAUUUUCAAAUCCUGGAAACGAAUUUCCUGAUGAGAAUGUCAACACUAACAUCAUAACAACAAAUCCAGUGGUUCCCCAUGUACAGAAAAGUGUUAAGCCAGUUUUUUCUUGGGGAAAUUCACUCAAUAUUGAUGCACCACCAUUCUUUUCAUCGAAAUUUACCACGCAAUUCCCAGAGAGCCUUAAGAGAACGAGGUCUGGAAAUGUAGCAAAUUCAAGUUCAAAUGAAAUGGGAGGAAAGCAAAUGAUGUCUUUUGUAGAGCCGGAAAAUAAAACGCAAAAUCCGGCUUAUUCACUGGAGAAAACAGAAGAUAGGUGGGCAGGUUUGCUUCCGGACAGUGAGGAUUUUGAGAAUGCUAUAAUCGCUGCGGUUUUGGGUUCUGAGGGUGAAACCAAAAAGGCAGAGGAAACAAGAAAUGAUACUGGAUUUCCUCAAAGAAAGGUUGACAAAAGGCUAAAAGUUUUCCAGGACAUUACACUGUCUUUGAGUCCAAGGGCCUGACGUUGACAUUAUUACAAGAUUCAUAUGACGUUAACUCUGAUUUAAUAAAUCUAAUUUAUAUGUUUUUUCUUCAUAAAAUUUAGGAUGGAGAUGUACUUGUUCUCCUCAAGACUAGAGAUUUUUCUCUAGUUUAAUUCA